AUGACGAAUAACCGGAGAAGGUUCCUAAAUCAACGUGACAAGACACCUGCAAGUGAUAAGACACAGCAACUGUCUUGUGUUUGCUGGCCAGCUGUACAUGUCAUAUCGGGCCAAAUAAAUGGAGAGUUUUGGUGGCUGAAUAGCAAACUGGCUGCGAUACGAAACUUCGAACCUCCACCGCCCAAAAUUGAUGAUACCAACGAAAAUGAGACGGAUGAAAGUGUUAAAAUUGUAUUCAAGGAUGAAGAUGGUCAGGGAAAAAUCAGAGAUGACAAAGUUGGAGAAAAUAAUUGGCAAGCUUCCUUCGUUUUCAGAGAAGAUGGUGUUAAAUCGGUCGAUGUAAAAAGUGAUAUAAAAGUAAAUAAUAAGAUUUUAUUCGAAUUAAAUACUAAUGAGUAUAUUCCUGUGAAUAAUACAAUCGCUUCAAAUUCUGAGAAAGAAUCCGAAGAAAAAUUGGAAGAUGUUUUUGAGUUCGUCUUUCCAGAGAGUGUUGAAGAAGAUAACAAAAUUACAACUGCAUCGGCAGUCAACAAGUCAAAAGUCUUCAGAUCGACUCCAAAAGAUGAGAGAACUCCUAAUAAAAUUGCAAUCAAUGAUAAAAUUUGGUUUGAAGAUGAUGAUGAUGCAAGAGAAGACAAAAAUAAUUUCGAAGAGACUGAGAGCAUAUGCACAUUUCUGAAGAAGCAAGAGUGUCUUCGAAAUAAGGGUGUUGUUCAUAAAUCAAAUGAACACCUCAGAAACUGUCCAAAGCAUAGAUCCGUGGAUGAUCAAAAAGUUUGUUGUAUACUCCCACAUCGUUCAGAAGUAUCUGCCGCAAUAAGAUAUCCUGAAGAAUCUUCGGACAGAUUUAAGCGAUCUGCCGCUGCCGAAACCAAUGCAGCAUUGAAACAAAGAAAUGCCUUACUACAACGUAAAUUUGUAACCGUACCUGUUGCCAAACCAACCGCUGCAACACAGGCUAAGAUCACUCAGAAGAUUGUGACUCCAGAUGACUAUGCAGACCCGUACUGGAAUGUCAAAAAUCCAAGCCAAACUAAUACAAAAUAUGACUACGUUAGUCAAGAGUACGGUGACUAUACUGUAGAAUUACCCAAGCCAGGCUUAAUUGGCCUUUACUCUGAUUUAGGUUCCAGUCAAACUACUUGGCAAUUGUCAAAUAAGAAAGGAUUUAAUUACGGUGGUGGUGAUGAUGUGAGCGAUGAAGAUAGCGAAGAGAUCCCUUUCGGUUACUCGACUUUUGACCCGAGGAAGAAUCGUAAACGAGGUUCAACAGUAGCUCCAAAUUCGAGAAGACCGAUGAAAAUAAAGAUACCCGACGAAAUUACGGAACCAAGCCGACCAAUAACGUUCAAAUCGAACCCAGAUUUCCACGUUUUAGAGGGAUUUAAACUGCUCAAUUUGGCGAAGAAAAAGAACAGAUUCGUAAGGACUACACUUCCUUUUACUAUUACUGAGAGUCAUGCAGAGUCGAAUAUUCAGCCGUGCCAGAUGGAUGCGGAUUAUGAAGACUCGAGUGAGCAGCAGCAAGUGUAUAGAAAAUGUGGGAAAAGCGUUAUGCAGUACACUGGAAGUAAUGAAGACAUAGCGGAGGAAGGUUUUGACCCGUGGUUGGCGCUGGUCAUUCGCACCAAGAGCCGACAGAAGAUCCUGUGUUAUGCCACCAUUGUGCACCCUCGGGCCGCUGUUACCGCUGCUGACUGCGUGGUUGGGUCUAAACCUGGCGAGCUCAGCGUCCUCUCCGGCGUCUGGGAGUUGAGGAGCCAGUCCUCGUCUCAACAGCGCUUGUGCACCGUCCACGCGCACUCACAAUACAAUGGAGAACUUGACAAUAACAUCGCACUGCUGAGCUGGAAACGGCCUCUCAAGCUGGAGGCGGGCGUGCAGCCGGCGUGUGUGGCCGACCCCCACGUCGGUGACCACUGCUACUUCGUGGGCUGGGCUGGAUACGACCAAGCAAUGGAGAGCACGGCACGUCGACAAAAAGCCACAAUACUGACACCGCGACAGUGUGCGGAGCGGAUCUCUAAGCCCGACGUCACGCUGCCGAGAGACGCGUUUUGUGCCGCCGUCAAGUCGCGCGGUACUGUGACGGGUGUGGGCGGGCCGCUGCUAUGCCGUAACGGUGAUCGCACAUCGCUAGUGGGGCUAGCGGUAUGGCGCGAGGACGUCGUGGUGUUGUUGCCCGUCACGCAAUUUGUCGCCGCGACAAUACCUGAUGUCGCGCACGAUUGA
Molecule: messenger RNA, 2232 nt
Organism: Aricia agestis (brown argus)
Lineage: Eukaryota; Metazoa; Arthropoda; Insecta; Lepidoptera; Lycaenidae
Exons: 10
Coding region: 1-2232 (743 amino acids)
Biological process (GO): proteolysis
Molecular function (GO): serine-type endopeptidase activity
Source: RefSeq, a predicted model, not a curated record